UAAGAUGUUGGAUAAGACGCAGAGCAACAAUAGUAAGAACUAUAUGGAGGAACGCUGCUCCUACUUGUCUAAAUUCUGUAGUUCCAGCGCUGAGGUCUACCUUAUCGGAGAGUUCCUGAACCCAAAAGCUCACUAUGUGAAAAUAGCUAGAUUCCUACCUAAGAUUGAGACGAUCAGAAAACACAGCCUCACUGCUAGGCGCCUCUUUAUUCGUGGGAGUAACGGUAAAGUAUACCCUUAUCUGAUGGUUAACACCUCAUCUCACGUCAAACUGGCCAGAUCUGAAGAGAGGUUCUUACAACUGUUAAGAAUGUUCAACAAGUCCCUACUCCAGAGAAAAGAGUCCUGUCGCAGGAAUUUACAAUGGAGUGUGCCUAAAGUAGUAGCUUCAGCGCCCGGGUCCAGGCUUAUAGAGGACAACACCAGCAACAUAUCGGUUCUGGAAAUAUACAGGUGGUAUUGCAAGAACAGGUCCCCAGAAAUGGAGGUAGACGCCCCUAUUGCUUACUAUUACGAACAGCUCGGUCGAAUGCAGAACGAGGGAUCAGUGCUAAACCGUAUUGCUCUGAACAAAAUAUACCACUUUAUACAGACAAACAUUCUUCCUCCCACUGUACUCCUAGUUGCCCUAAUUAACUAA
Molecule: messenger RNA, 640 nt
Organism: Bolinopsis microptera
Lineage: Eukaryota; Metazoa; Ctenophora; Tentaculata; Lobata; Bolinopsidae
Product: transformation/transcription domain-associated protein-like
Exons: 8
Coding region: 5-640 (211 amino acids)
Biological process (GO): DNA repair; regulation of DNA-templated transcription
Cellular component (GO): SAGA complex; NuA4 histone acetyltransferase complex; nucleus
Source: RefSeq, a predicted model, not a curated record